GGGAACAGACUGAUUGUUCUCGAGUUCUUUGUGUUCAAAGUAGCUAGCGUGUAUGGUAUUAAUUCUAGGAAUCUCCAUUCCUGGAAUAUUUAUAAUUGUGACACAAGUCGCAAGUGUCUCCUCCUCCUCCUACUAUUUCUUGCGGACCCCACCUCCCUUGUACAUUCAGUGUGUUUCAAGCUUUGAGCUUGAAAUAUCUCCUUGAGAUAUUAACAAAACUCAGUGUUCAGAGAGAGGGCAAGGCGAGAUUGAUAGUGUUGUGUGCCAGAAGUGAUUUCACUGAGUGUGUGUUUUAUUUUCUUUGUUUAUUUGUUGUCCCGUUGUUAUUUAUUUGUACUGAAGAAACAAGUAUUUGGCCGGACUCUCGAAGCAUCCAUUUACAAUAAGAUUGAAACACUCGCCUUCAGUGUGUUUCUACAUGUGUGUGUGGAGGAGGUAAAGUGGGGGCAAGAGAAAAAGUUCCACAGUGGUUAACGACAGCAGACACUUGACCCGGAAAAUCCCGUCAGUUUCCCCUGCUGUCUCACUUGAAGAGACUUUAUAACAAGAUCUCUCCGUUCCCAGUGUUGACACGAGUGGCUGACAUGCUGCUUUGUUACCAGCGACCUUUACCAACACAUCAAGGAACGCCAGACAUCCCUCUGACAGCAGCAAGCACUGAUUUUAUCGUGGUCGCGGAAACACAGGAAAGCCAGGCUGUGAGGAACGUGUCCCUUAUGACGUUUCAGGAGGAGAAUUCUGCACUGGUGCCAGUACGUUGUCAAAACCAGGUAUCCACUGGAAGUAGAGACCCAGAAGCAGAUAUGCAAUGUAUUACAACCACCCUCAGACAACUGGAUCUGUCAGGAUGGUACUGGGGUUCUCUCACAGCCAGCGAGGCCAAGCAACAACUCAACAAGAUGCCUGAAGGAACCUUCCUCAUCCGAGACAGCUCACACCCCAGCUAUCUGCUGACGCUUUCAGUGAAGACCAAUCGCGGUCCGACAAACGUCCGGAUAGAGUACAGCAAUGGCAAGUUCUGCCUGGAUUCAUACUACUUGGCCAAGCCCAGGAUCCUGGCCUUCAAUGAAGUUCUCAGCCUCAUCCAGCACUAUGUCACCUCUUGCAUCGUGGACCGGUAUGACAAAUCAGCUGACUCAGUGUCCCUGCCCCCCAAGGAUACUGCCAUCCACCUAAAACUCAUCAAACCCCUUCACCGAAAGGACUCAUUCCCCUCUCUUCAGCACUUGUGUCGAUUGACUAUUAACAGAAUAACACACCAAGUGGACAAGCUGCCGUUGCCAAAAAGCGUCCAAGAAUAUUUGGAAGAAUACCCGUUCCUCCUCUGAGAUAGUAUUGGUUUUCUUUUUGUUGAAGUGAUUGGUGGGGAGGGGUUUUGGUAGGGAAAGCACAGGCUCCUGUAGGCUCCUGUUUCCUGGCUGAGUGAUGACUGCGCACUGGGUUUUCUGAGAACAUUGGUGGGUUUUUGUUUGAAACUGCACGUUGCGUGUUGGACAAUUGAACAGACUUAGUUGGUUUCAUUGUACUGGAGCAGGUCCUGUGGACUUAUUCGAAAAACUAAAAUGUGAACUAAGAAAGAUGCUAAGGAAGCUGAGUUGAAAGACAUAAUACAGGUAUGCAAAGAAAAAAGAACUCUACAGCUUUUGUAUCAUUGAAUGCACUUUGAUUAUUUUUAAAGUUACCUGUUUUUAAAAAAAAGUAGAAAACAUUUUCUAAUAAAGUAUUAUAAAACACA
This is a messenger RNA of Stegostoma tigrinum, 1735 nucleotides long. Its product is annotated as cytokine-inducible SH2-containing protein-like. Lineage: Eukaryota; Metazoa; Chordata; Chondrichthyes; Orectolobiformes; Stegostomatidae. Gene Ontology annotation, cellular component: phosphatidylinositol 3-kinase complex. Gene Ontology annotation, molecular function: 1-phosphatidylinositol-3-kinase regulator activity. The coding region runs from base 585 to 1328 and encodes 247 amino acids. Gene Ontology annotation, biological process: intracellular signal transduction; phosphatidylinositol phosphate biosynthetic process. The transcript is spliced from 3 exons. The record is from RefSeq and is a predicted model, not a curated record.